AUGGCACCUGAAGUACUUCAACAAAUUGCCGUAGGUGGAGGACUCCCAGUAACCAAGAUGCAGGACCCAAAAGAGAAGUUUUAUCAUCAUUUCCAGGAGGAGGUAACCAGUCUACAAGAGCAAAUAGCCAACGUGGGCUCCAUAUCCCAGGUCGGUGGUGAGAGGCAGGACGCCAUUGAUCACAUCCUGGCCGGGAUAUCGAAUCUCUCCAACGAAGUCGCCGACGCUUCCGACUAUGUCCCUUCGUACGACCAGCGCAAUUAUGCCCAGGCCGUCAAAGCUCUCACAGACAAGCUGAAUGAGACUACGGCGAAGCUGGUGCCGCGGUCGCGCUUUCAAUUCAAGCCUCGCGGAGCGAGCUCGGCCACUACCCCCAGCGAUCCAGCCGCCCCCAAAUAUGAUCCCCGUCUCAUGGUAGGAAGCAGCCUCGCCGACCCCCUCCCCCCAUCCCGGGGCGGCCCGGUCAUCGCUCCCCCCGACGUGGACCAGGCCGCCGCCGCCUCCGCCGAGACGGACGCGGACGGCCUCGGCGACCUGCCAAAUUUCCCAAAGAACUAUAACGAGGAGAUGGCCCGACCGAGCGCCACAAAAGUCCGAAAGCCCAGCUUCUCCACCGCCAAGGACAUUGCCAUCUUCGGCCAGGACGGCCUGCACAUCAUCCUCCCGUCGUCGGCGUCGAGGGCGACGAGUUCCGGUCGCUUGACCGAUCUCAGGGGCUGCGUCGUAGACAUGUCCAUCGCGCUCUCCGGGCACACCUCCUUUGCGAACCUGGCGCUCAAAAACAUUGACAAGAGUCUCAUCGUCGCGGGCAACGUAGCCGGGCCGGCGCACAUCACGGGCGUCUCUGACAGUAUUAUUGUCGUCUCUGCUCGGCAGGUGCGCAUCCACGAGUGUAAGAAUGUCGAUAUAUACCUGCAUUGCUCGAGCCACCCGAUCAUUGAGGAUUGCUCCAAUAUGCGAUUUGCGCCGCUGCCAGCCAGCUUUGACACCACAGAAGACCCGGCAAAGAACCAAUGGGACCAGGUGGACGACUUCAAGUGGCUCAAGUCGGAGCCCAGCCCAAACUGGGGCGUCUUAUCCACGGAGGAGAGGCUGCCCGAGGAGAUCUGGACAAAGGUCGUGCCGGGCGAGCGCGGCAAGGAUUUGCAUGAUAUCCUCAAGGCGGUUGGGGUCCAGAAGCAUUGA
Molecule: messenger RNA, 1185 nt
Organism: Colletotrichum orchidophilum
Lineage: Eukaryota; Fungi; Ascomycota; Sordariomycetes; Glomerellales; Glomerellaceae
Product: tubulin binding cofactor C
Exons: 4
Coding region: 1-1185 (394 amino acids)
Biological process (GO): tubulin complex assembly; post-chaperonin tubulin folding pathway
Cellular component (GO): cytoplasm
Molecular function (GO): tubulin binding
Source: RefSeq, a predicted model, not a curated record